Messenger RNA from Saimiri boliviensis boliviensis (Bolivian squirrel monkey), 3335 nucleotides. It is a transcript of the gene SCEL, whose product is annotated as sciellin. The record is from RefSeq and is a predicted model, not a curated record. NCBI's taxonomy places the organism in Eukaryota, Metazoa, Chordata, Mammalia, Primates, Cebidae. Gene Ontology annotation, cellular component: cytoplasm. Gene Ontology annotation, biological process: epidermis development.
AAGAAACCUCUGAACUGUUCAUUAAUACAGUCAGGUAGGGGUUGAGACUCCACUGAAUAAACUCCGGGUUCCCAUUUGUUUCAGCCAGAUCCUCCCAGGGAAUCACUACAGGCUGGUUAGCCAAAAAGUCCUGGCUUUUUGCUCAAUAGAGGUCCUUACUAGAAGGCAGUAUGUCCAAUGUUACUUUGAGAAAAACGUCUCUCACAGGAAAUGAGAUGAAGAGCAGCACUCAGGGAGCCACACGGAAGCAGCAGGAUUUUCACGAGGUGAACAAAAGAAGAACUUUCCUACAGGAUAACAGUUGGAUAAAGAAACGUCCUGAAGAAGAAAUAGAUGAAAAUUAUGGUAGGGUGGUGCUCAGCCGACAUAAUUCCCAUGAUGCAUUGGACAGGAAAAUAAAUGAGAGAAAUGUGCCCAAAGCUACAAUCAGUCGGUAUAGUUCUGAUGACACUUUAGACAGGAUCUCAGACAGAAAGGACGCUGCUAAAACAUAUAAGGCCAAUACCUUGGAUAACCAACUAACCAAUAGGAGCAUGUCCACGUUUAGAUCAUCGGGAGUAACAAAGUUGCAACCUGGCGGUUCGUUGAAUGCAAACACCUCCAGCACCAUAACAUCCACUUCUGCUACUACUCCUGUAAAGAAAAAAAGACAGUCCUGGUUUCCACCGCCCCCUCCAGGUUACAAUGCCUCUUCAAGCACAGAAGCCAGGAGACGGGAACCAGGUUUUCACCCUCCAAUACCUCCAAAGCCCAGUUCUCCUGUUUCUUCUCCUAACCAGCCGAGAGGGGAUAAUAGGCAGAUGUAUCCACCUAAACCGGGUGUAUAUACAGAAACCAAAAGAUCUGCUGAAAGACAUAUAAGGAGUCAGGAUCUUGAUAACAUCCUCAAAGUGGCCACUUCACUUCAGAGAACUGACAAAGGUGAAGAAUUGGAUAAUCUCAUCAAAAUGAACAAAAGCUUGAAUAGGAAUCAAGGUCUUGAUGGUCUCUUCAGAACAAAUCCAAAGGUAGAUGAAAGAGAGAAAAGAGCUAAAAGCCUUGAAAGUCUCAUCUAUGUGAGCACCCAGACAGAUAAAGAUGGCAAAGGAGCCCAAGGCCUUGGAAAUCCAACUAAAGUUAAUCAAAAGACUGAAAAAAAUGAGAAAGGAAGACAAGAUCUGGAAUCUGUUGUUAAAGUGAAUGCCAGGAUGGAUAAAACAAGCAGAAGUGAAAACCUUGAUAAUACUAUCAAAGUGAAUCCCAAAGGAAAUGAAAAUACCACUGGAAAACAAGACCUGGAUGGGCUUAUUAAAGUGGAUCCUGAAACAAAUAAAAAUAUUAGGAGGGGCCAGAGCCUCGACAAUCUCAUCAAACUGACUCCUGAAGUAAACAGAAGUAACCAAGGUUCCAAAGACGUUAAUAACUUCAUCAAAGUGAAUCCAGGAACAGAAAAAAGUAUCCCAGGGGACCAGAAUCUCGACAUCCUCAUCAAAGUGGCUCCUGAAAGAAACAGAGCUAACCAAGGGAACCAAGAAUUGGACAAUCUUGUCAAAGUGAUCCCUUCAGCAAACAAAAGCAGUGAAAAAGAUCUUGAUGAACAUACUAAUGUCAACCCCAAAGCUGUCAAAAACACUGAUGGGAAACAAGAUCUUGAUAAACUCAUCACAGUGAAUCCUGAACAUUUCACAACCAACCAAAGAAACCAAGAUCUUGAUAACCUCAUCAAAGUAAAUCCUGCAGUAAUCAGAAACAAUCAGAGCCAAGACUUGGACAAUCUUAUUAAAGUGAAACCUUCAACUCUCAGAAACAAUAAUCGAGACCAGGACUUGGAAAAUUUAAUUGAAGUAAAAUCUCGUGUAUCUGAAAAUAAGAAUGGAAGGCUGGAUGGCCAAGUCAAUGGGUUCACCAAUGCUCUACACAACCAGUCCACAAGAACCCCUUCCUAUUCUUAUGAAGCCAGAAACAAUCUCAGCUCUAACACUGGACCCAAGCAGGAAGGACUAAAGGAUACUGUUGUGUACACAAGAACGUACGUGGAAAAUAGUAGAUCACCCAAGGAUAGCUAUCAGGAAAAUGUCUCUGGAAAAUACAUACAAACUGUUUAUUCAACUUCUGAUAGGUCUGUCAUUGAAAGAGAUAUGUGCACUUAUUGCCGAAAACCCUUGGGUGUGGAAACGAAAAUGAUUUUAGAUGAAUUACAAAUUUGCUGCCAUUCUACUUGCUUUAAGUGUGAAAUAUGCAAGCGGCCUUUGGAAAAUCUACAAGCGGGUGACAGUAUUUGGAUUUAUAGACAGACAAUACACUGUGAACCUUGCUACUCUAAAAUUAUGGCAAAGUGGAUUUCAUAACUCUCACACAUGGAAAUCAAGAUGAAAAGUUCUCAUUAAGGAAUUAAAAGUUACAAGUUUUAUCUUAAUAAUAUGUAAUCUAGAAAAGCUUUCACAUUGAAGAUCAACUCAUAUAAAAUUAACAAUUCUGCUAUUGUAUAAGUAAUCUGAUUGUUUUCAAUAAGGUCACACACAUAAAAAGAGGCAUCUGAUCUCUGGCUAGUAUUAGCAAUAAAAAUUUCAAAUGGCUCCAGUUACCAAUGUCAAAGGAACGAUGCUUCCGAUAAGCAGAGAGCAUCAUCACUCCAGCCAGGUCCAUUCACGCUCUGUAUGUCGGCUGUGAGUGGUGGUUUCCACUAAAGCCAAGUUUCCCAUUUCCUCACCUUUAUUUCUCUAAGAAUUCAGAUUCAUAGACAUUGUUGACAUCCUGAAGAACUGAAAGGAAGCAAGAUAUGCUUCCUUCAUCUGUAAAACAACUACUACCAGCAAUUUUCUCAUACAGUUUGACAGAAAGAUGUUAACAUAAAAAGUUUUUGGACCUGAAAAAUCACUAAACUUUCCAGAUCUCUGUGCUAUUAUUUGUAACAUAAGGGAGAUUGGAUAAAAUGAUGUCUAAGGUCCCUUUUGCUUCCCAAAUUCUCUGACUAUAAAGCAGAUUUUAGUUUGUGCUCUUUGGAAACAUAUAUACAUAUGUGUUUGUUAAGCCUAUUGAGUUAGAUAAGACAUAUCAACAAUUUAACUUUAGUGUCAUUGUUUAAUAACAGACAAAGUGUUUGAAAACUGUUUUAAAAACAGAAACAGAUUUAUGGGUAAUAGAUAAAAUCAUAUGACAUUUAUACCUUAUAUGUCAUCAUUUGUUAAAUUUUCUUUGUAUGCGUUUCAAAAAUCUGGGUAUACACAUAAUCUAUUAGAAGUAAUGGUUAUGGACUAAAAAGAUAUGUUCUUUAGCUUGUUAUAUAUACUCAUAUUACAUAACACUAUAUUUACUAAAGUCUUAUAAAAAUAAAAUGAACUAUCAGUUACAUAGAA